AUGGCAUCCACCAAAAGGCAGCACCUCAACAAUGUCCUCAUCGUCGGUGGUUGCGGUUUCCUCGGUCAGCACGUCGUCACUUUGCUCAAAGAACACCACCCAGAAUGUGAGAUAUCCGUGAUGGACCUGCGCCUUUCCAACACCCUAGCUGGCGUCACAUAUCUUGAGGGCGACAUCACCUCACGCGAGUCGGUUGAUUCCGUCCUGAGUAAGGUGAAGCCUGAGGCGGUCAUUGACACAGUCUCUCCUGUACACGGUCUGGGUCAGGCGGUCUACUACAAGGUCAAUGUGGACGGCACGAAGGUUCUGCUGGAAGCAUCAGGCGAUGCUGGUGUGAAAGUUUUUGUCUUCACAAGUUCGGCGAGUGUGGUAUUUGACGGUGCGAGUGACCUUAUUAGCGUCAAUGAGAGUGCACCAAUUGCUUCCCCGGCAAUGGACCCCUACACUGAAACUAAGGUGAGUUUAACACAAAUGCUUCAUUCACUGUGUUGAUUAUUUGCUGAUUAAACGUAUUAUUUUAGGCAAUUGGCGAAAGGAUGGUGUUGGAAGCCAAUCGCAAAGGAGGGAUGUUUACGAUCGCAUUGAGACUUUCUGGACUUUUUGGGUUUGCCUAACACCGAUUCCGAAGCCUGGAGCCGAAAAUAAGCUAACCUGGUAUUCAUUGGGCACUAGACCGGGUGACCGUCAACUCAUUCCUGGAAUGUUGGGUGUGCUGGCCCGCGGCCAAACAAAGUUCCAGAUCGGCAACAACGAGAACCUCUUCGAUUUCACCUACAUUGUCAACGCAGCCUGGGCGCACAUCCUGGCUACCGAGAAGCUUAUAGCGUUGUCCCUGGAUACCCCCAAAACGCCAGAAACUCCUGACGGAGAGACUUAUUUCAUUACCAACGGAGAGCCGUGCUACUUCUGGGACUUUCCUCGAACAAUCUGGGCUAUUAGAGGCCAUAUUGCGCCAUUCCAUAUCGUGAUGCCUGCGGCUGUCGGUGUCGCUAUGGGUGGUGCAGCAGAGCUUUUCGCCUGGCUUCUUAAUAGAGAGCCGGGGCUUAGCAGGUUCAGGGUCAGAUUUAGUUGCUGGAACAGAUAUUUCGACAUUCGGAAGGCGAGACAAAUGUUGGGGUACCAGCCACUUGUCAAAUUAUAUGAUGGGCUCGUGGAAACCCUCAAAUGGUUUGAUGAGCAAGAGAAGAUGGAGACGGCAAAAAAGGGGCAGUAG
Molecule: messenger RNA, 1213 nt
Organism: Tuber aestivum (summer truffle)
Lineage: Eukaryota; Fungi; Ascomycota; Pezizomycetes; Pezizales; Tuberaceae
Source: the annotation of a GenBank genome assembly